GCGUGACGUCAGAGUCAGCUGUGCCUCGCGCAAGCGCUGUCCGCGUGCACGCGCGUGUGUGGAUGAUUCAGCAGCAGCGGCUCGAGCUCUGAGCAUGUGCGGCACAAACAGACUGCACGCGGACAAAAGGCGUUCACGUUAGCGUCUCCUCUCCGUCAGGGCGCGCGGAGGUGAUCGUCGGCAGCGCGAGACCGACCGAGCCUGGGAGGAACCUCCACAGGCCCCACAGCUCAGCGCCGUUUACUGGGACUCUUACCGCCGCCCGGCCUCCAGCACACCGCCAGCGGCCGGAUAUUACCUCGGCACAGCCCGGCUCGUAGCCCGGUACAUCCCGGCUCACAGCCCCAUUACAGCUCGGCUGUCUUCAUCCAGUCGAGCAGCACAUUUCCGCAUUUCGGCGUCAGAUGCUCCGAGUGGUUCGCAGAUCCUCUGACUCUGUGUCUCCAUGGUGAAGUGGGCGGGGUUUGAUGUCAGCCCCUCAUCUCGUCGACCCUCCCGCCAUGCCCACCAUGGUCUCUAGGUUGCCCAAGUUUGGUUCUCGGCCCAGAUCUCAGACGGCUCCCGCCGCCACCGCCGCUGUGAGCACCAGUGCUGCUGCUGCUGCCGCCAGCGCCGGCACCCGCCUCACCAACGGGUUCUACCACCACCCUGGACCAUCAGGGGGCAACGGCGCCCUAACGGCGCCCCCGUCCUCGGCUAAACAGAAUGGAUUUAUCCGAGUGCCGAGUUCGAUUUCUGUGAAAUUGAGGAAAGAAAAUGGAUUGAUGGAGGACGGCGGCGGUGAUGGGGAGAGGGCGUGGAGCCGGGGGAAGGGCGGGCGGAAUCGCAGCAGCGUCCAGCAGUUUUACUCCCAGCGUGACGCCAAAAAAGCAGCCUCUGUGGAAAAGGGGCGUGGCUUUGGCCAGCCUGUGGCAUCAUCAUCAUCGCCGUCUCCACAGUUCAGCCCCAGCACGCUUCCUGCUUCCAAAAUCAGAUCCAACAAACUGAGUCCAUCAGGGCCGACCAACGGCGCCAAACACGCCCUGAACGGCGUUUCGGGGCCCAAACUGCGGCCCGGACCCAGCAGCUCUCUGAGACGGCCUCAGAGUUUCCUCUCUCGUGCCGGCGGUUCUGGUCCCGGAUCUCGAGCUGGUUCCCCGUUCCAGAAGAAGACUCCAGCCAACCGCUCGUACUCCAGCGACAGCCUCGGCUCCGCUGUCUCCGUCCGGCUCACUGAAGACGAUCGCUUUCGCUCACGGAGCCUCACCCAGGUCCGACGGCAGCCCUCCCCCACCCUCACCCCUUCCUCCGCCUCCUCCUCGUCCCUCCCUCAGUCCCCCUCCACCAGCAGGGCUCCACCUAAAGGCAGCCUGCUGAAACCACCUGUUAGCAGCCAGGCAGGUAGAGGCGGAGCCAGUGUUGGUUCUGCUGCUUCAGCGAGGUCGGGGCUCCCCUCCCUCCUGCCUCCGUCUGCCUUAAAGAAACCCCUCCUACCCAGCCUGGGCCCCACCUCCAGGCCCAGUGGCAUCAGCUACAAGAUGUCACGCCCAACACUCAUCAAGCAGUCCCGCCCACUGCGAGCGACGACAGCCAAUCAGUGUGUAGACGACCAAGGACUGAGCAGAAGGAAGGACUCUGUAGAGACGCCUUCGACGACAGAAAACAGCCCAGAAAACACUCCAGAGGCUCCGGACGCAGAGGAGCUGCCGGCAGAGCCUGCAUCCCAGGGAGAGGUGUCGAUUUUAGGGGAGACCCUGGAGGACAUGUCCCUGUCUUCCACCUCCUCUCUGGAUAGAAACGACACCAGUCAGGAGUACAUGGACGACUUUGACAACCUCGGAAACGGAGGCGUCGGCAUCCUGCUGCUCUCCUCCAAAAAUGAGGAGGACGACUCCGGGCUCGACCAAUCGUGCGCCAGGUUUGAUGACGACAAGGUGGUCGCUAAUUGUGUCACCAAGGCGACCGGGCUGUGUUUUCUGGAUGAUGGUAUCGACUGGAGCGUGAGACUCACAGGUGAACGAGGAGACCAUCAGCUGACCCGAAUCUCCCGCCGGAGACGGUCCAGUCAGCCGGACUACCAUGAGCAGGGCGGCUCGUCCCUGGACCUGUCCCCCUCCGACAGCUGUGGGUCCGGGGGCACCUACAUGUGGGACGAGGAGGGUCUGGAGCCCCUGGGGGGCGCCGCCACAACCGCGUCCAUUCACACCAGCAGCAACACCACCCACCACAUCGGGAGCUUCGACUCCGACCUCAACAGCAUUGACAUCCUGAACAACCUGGACUCGUGCGAUCUGGCUGAUGAUGAUCUCAUGCUGGACGCAGACUUCCCAGAGGAUGGCUCUCUGCACAGCGACGGAGACGGGCUGUCCCACAUGGCUCAGUGGAGGAAGAGGCAGCUCUGCUGGGGGACGCAGGACGUCCACAACGACAACGAAGGUCUCAGCGAUUUUCAGAGCUACAAGCUCACCGAGGAUCCUGGGAAUAAGAGGACGGACUCAAACAGGGACGGCGAGCUCGUCCUGGACCUCUGUCCUCCUACGAGCUCCACCUCCCCGUCUCCUGGUACUCCCAGUCUGGGUCUGGAUGUGGAGGAGCUGGCUGAAGACUGCUCGGCUGUCAGGUGUCAGCUGGAGUACCUGCAGAGGUUACUGCUGCAGGAGGACGACGGCGAUGACGACACUCUGACCACAGACACUCUGAGUCCCGAGGCCAACGACUCUUCGCGUAGCUCAGACUCACAGGUCCAGGCUCUCCUGCAGGAGGUGCAGCAGCUCAGAGAGGAGCUGCGGAGCCGUGACCGAACCAUCGCACAGCUCACCCAGCAGCUGACUGUUCCCAUGGUGACCACCAGGUGUCGCUGCCAUGAGAUGACGGCAAAGACGGAUCAGCACACGCAGACGAGUGUGACGGAGAGAGAGAGCGCGGGCUGGACGCUGUGGAGAGAGCGCACGCCACAGAUACUUCACUCCUCCAAUCAGGAAGACCAGGAGCCACUGACAGGUCGAGUCCCGACGCCACAGCGAACUCAAGCUCCGCCUUCCACUAACAUCUGCCCCGCACAUCCCGAAACCCCUGCUGACAGACUCCACCAGCCCCCAGCUCCCAGUUCCACCCAUCCAGCGGCCCACGUAGGAGAGGAUGACGGGAAAAAGCAGAGGAAGGUGGAGGAGACGAAGUCGGGGGAAAGGAAGAAAACCCACAGCAGGUACCUGCAGCCGCCGCAGCCCUCCAAGCUCCGCCUCUUUCCAAAGACGAGGGCGGCACGCGACCCCGACACCAACAGCACCUCUGGACUGAAUUUCAGAACGCUGGCCUUCACCUCCACCUCCUCCCGCCUCCCCAAACCAAAGAACCACUGAAGCGUCUGAAUCCUUCCUAACACGCAGCGACGCGAGCGCCGAACUUCCUGUAAAAUAAAACGAGAGCUGCAGAUAAUCGAAGCUUUAGCCGAGGCUGAAAUGGACACAGUUAAUUUAUUUAACCUUAUUUUAAGAAGUUGUUGAGAAUAAAGGUUUAAGUCUGAGUACUUUGCACAGAAACUUAACAAAAACAGUCAGUGGAUCCUGAAGGAGGCGGUUUCUGCAGAGAGUGGGAGGAGCCAUCAGGUUUAUCUGACGAUGGAACGGAGGUAUGUGAGGUUUUGGCUCUUCAUCACAACCUUUAAGGAUCUUUAAAUGUCAGGGUUUUAUUUUCUUUCCAAAACGCUUCAUUUAUUCUAGCAUCAACACUAAAACUGCACCGAGAGCGACCGUUAACCAGACUGAAACGCCUCUGAUCUCGGCCUCUGAUCGGUAUUUAAGGGCCGCUCCUCUGCUGCUGGUUUCAUAUCAAACAUCGGUCCUCUUCCCUCAGAGGCUCGCUCCGUCUCGCUGUGUGUUAGGAACCGAUUUUACAGCUCCUGAACUUCCUCCGACUCCUCCAUCCUUCCCUGAAGUCCAACCACAGUGAGUCUUCCUCAGUGGAGAGUCAUGAAUGACGUGCAUCCACCUUAACCCCCAUCACCACCGCAGACUGCAUCCUCCUUCAACCUUCAUCUUUACAGACUCUGAUCAUCUCGAAGGUCAGAAAGUUCCAGGCCCUUGAUCUCGUCGCCCUGCCUGUCCGUGUGUUUUCAGUUCGGUGUUCACUUCACUGUGUUUAGUUUAGAAACCUGUUGGUUUUCAGACAAAUGAAGACUCCCAUAUGAGGCUUCUUGUCCGAAUCGCUGCUGGUUGGUGUGAACACCUCCUUCCUCCUGCAUCAGCUGUGAAAGUGUGGCAGUCUUUGUUCCCAUAAAAGCCGUUGGAAGAACAUCUGUGUGCUUGAAGAGUCCUGAAGUUGGAGGUUUUUUACCAUCUGGUAGUGAUUUGAAAAUCAGUCCAGCAGAAGUCUGGAUGGACACAAAAGUCUCAGCAUGCUGCAAGCGCUCCAGCUCUGUUCUGACUUUGGGUUAAUGCUGAAGGCACAGCGAGCUAAACCAAGGACCAGGGUCUGAAUUAAAUGGUUUGGGGAUGUUUGUUUCAGUCUACUGUGACUGUCCCCCAAAAACCGUCCAACUAAAAUAAAGUCAGAGCUCCAGAGGUUUCACCUCAGAGGCCUGACGAGUGAAUCCAGGCUUUGCUGUUUCUGCAGAGGAAGCAUUCAGGCGGUCAGCAGAGACAUCUGCUGAAUCUUCUCUGAGCUUUUAGCUCUGCUGUGGAAGCAGAAAUCACAGCGUGCAGGAGGAGGAAGGUUUCCUCCCAGGUCAAAAUAAUCCCUACUAAUCUGAUACUGGAACGAGAUGUUUUAGCUCCUCCCCCUUUGGUGUGAAUUAAAGGGCCACACCAAGAGAUGAAGGAGCUCCAAUUAGUUUGCUUUUUAGGAAACGGCUGAGAUGAGCUCGGCAGUAUGGUGUGAAGCAUGCUGAGGCCUUCUUGUCUGAAGGCUGGAGUCAUUUCAGAUACUCAGUAAACGAAUAAAAGGGUAGAAAGUUCAAAUAAUUUUAGGAUUACGGGUGAUCAGAGGAGGAGCUGGUAGCUUAAGUGUCUUUCCUUGAAGGCAAACUGACAUUUCAGCCCGUCUGUCAGUCGUCCUUUGAACAUUUGGACAUUACUGCGUCUCACUUUUUCACACUGAGUCGUGCAGUCAGGAUCCAGCUGUUGAACCACGUUCACUCUUCUACAGGACAACGAGUCUCCCUCAUACCUGACAAAUCAAGCAUAGUCUCACUUCUGUCAGCGAUUAACUGUCAGUGCUGCUCGCUUUGAUAUUAGUAACUGUAUAUGCAAUAAAACAUGCAACAGAGUCGCAGGUUCAAACCCUAAAAGAGGACACUUUGUUGCAUUUAAAAUAUAUGCAAGACCAGUUCAGCUUAGUUCCACGCUUCACGAAGAAGAGGACGCUCGCUGUCUCUACAGACAAUCCGUAAAUCUGCUAAAUCCUGCGCGUCCGGUGCCGAGAAACGAAGUAGAAACAGGUUUGGGGCGAUUACUGAAACUACGAGGCGGCUCGGUGUGAAGAACGACGGCAGACUGAGGAAACUGCCCCGGUUUACUGGCUCCGGCUCGCAGUGACGCUUUAAACAUGAACCGAACACCGUCGGGUUGAUUUGAACUGACGUCGUCUUUAAGACGGAAAACAAAGUGUUCACCGGAUUUUCAGACAUCUUUGAUUCGGUUCCCACCUGGUGUGCCACGAGUCCACGUCCGUAUAUUACCACAAACAUAUUUAGUAUUCAUAUUCACAACUUCACACAAAUCCUUUUAAAGGAAGUCCUGGUUACAGCCAAAGCCCCGACUGACCUCGAAUCUACCCGAGCAGAGUCUGACUGUGCUGGCGUCAGGUUUGCUCAUUUGAAUGCUUUAAAUCAUCGUUCCUCGUUCUGCUCUGAGCCGCAGCGACUUUAACAUGAGCAGGUUUACUCAGACGUCUGCUCUUAACUUUCUGCUGCGUCACUGCUCAGAUCUCGUCGUUCGCUCCCAGCGGGGAAAUCUGAGCCGCCUUAAUUCAUGCGAGCGACACGAAGCCCAGCAGGGCGCGUUCGCAGCCGAGCUUCAGCUGCUGCUGCUCUUAAAAUUCAUCAUCAAAGUCCUGAAACACACAGUCUGCAGGAACGCUGUGAUUGAUGUUCCUCGGUGAGCCCCUCAUCGACGGGGGGAAAUGAAAGAGCAGAAAGCAAACAGGGAAUGUCCGUUUGAAAUGAAAGAGGGAAAUAAAUUAGUGCACUCUGUUUAUUUCAUCUGCUUCAAACAAGGUUUGACAUUUUCUUUUCCACCGUUUCACCAAAAACACUUUUCACACAACCAGAAAAAAUGAAGAAAAAAAAAAAUCAGCCACCUCAAGGCUCCACCUCGGCCUUCGUGUCUCCGUCUCUGCCUGUUUGUCUAAACCCUCCAGAAGCUGAAAUAAUGGAAGUGAGCGGCUCUGAGCGAAGACUCGCUGAAAGCUGCUGAAUCUGAAACAAGCAGCCAAUCACAGCCGUUUGUUUGAUACAAAAACACCUGAUAUACCUCCUGUAAUCAUGGAGACUAAUCGGGGCAGUUGAAAACAAUCAUGUCCAAUCAGCGCAAAGCACGAAAGAAAACCUUCAAAGUAAAACAGGAAGUGAACUAAAGACACAGAGCAACCUUCAAAUCAGUUGAGGAACCAAAAACUCUAAAAUCUGAAACAAACGCCAAAACCCGGAGCAGGACAGUUACGGAAACUCGAGGCAAAAACAAGGAGCUUAAAAUACUCCAGCUUUGUCUCUGAGGCGUCCUCUGCAGUCAGAGGAGGUCGUGUCUCAGCGUCUUCAUCUGCUGCUCGUCUUCACACCGUCGUGUCUCAGGUUUAACUUUAAAGUUUGCCCCUCGUCGUUAUUCAAACAUCCAGUCAGGUUGUUUUAGUUUUAGUAAAAACCUAAAACUUCUGCCCAGGUCACAAAGAGAGAGUGUGAACGAUGAAGUCGUGGUCAUGUACAUUACACAGAGCGUUAGUGUGUUUGUCUCACAGAGUUUUUAAAUCAUUAUUAAACUCGAUCACAUCCGCUUCAUCACUUAUUUGACUGCUUUUAAUAAAACUCAGCAUUUUCUUCUGUGCUUUCAAAAUAAAAGUCUUCUGUGUAGGGAGACUGUGCACUCUAAACAUUUUUUAGUCCUUAAAAAUAACUUGAAUAUAUUUAUUUACAUGUAAAUUUUCCAUGUAAUUUAGUUGCAUAAGUACAGUUUAAAAUGUUAACUUGACUGCUAUACAUUCAGUUUACACCAAGCAUAUUUUCCUUAAUAAUUAGCUAUUUAAAUCAAUGAAACGUUGACUUUUACAUAUUUCAGCUGCACUUAAAAUUGUUGCUUAUGCUUAUUAAGAGUGAAGAAUCAUUAUUUGAGUGUAACUUUAAGUUCUCAGACCGGUUUUAUUGUGACACACCUGUGCAGGAAGUACUGAGAUUCACUGACAGCUCAACAACAAUUAUAAGAAACAAUUUCACAAUAAAAGCCAAUAAUUCUGAAUGCUUUUACUGUGAAAUAAGGGGGUACAGCAGUUUCUUUAAAACUAGCUUAGCAGUGACAAAAACACACAAGGUAGAAAACACUGAUGAUCAGCAGAGAAACACAUUUAAAGUGUUUUUAUCAGGAUGAACGCUACGCUCGAUGCGGGAUGCUUCAGGUAUCGUAGGUAGGUUAUGUCAGCCCUGCUGUGGAAAACCUCUCUGCUGUUGAUUAAAAUGAUUAAAUUAUUGAAGGCUUUAUGUGAGCUGAGUAAAGUGCUGGGAUUGUUUUCAUGUUCACUUUGAGAUGACUCUAAUAUUUCAUAAUCGUCUGUAUUUAAACUGUAUUUAAACGAUUCAGUCGAAUACUCUGAAUAAUGUACUCACUCUGUGUCUGUCUUCUACUUCCUCUCUGCUUUUAUUUUGAAAACUUGAACUUUUGUUUGUUUCCUGGUUUUGGUGCAAUAACUGACGUAUUUAUGUGACGAAGCGUGUACCGUGGUGCGGACUGUAACGUUGUUGAAGCACCGAGAGGAAAAAGCACUUUAAAACAAACAAACGUCUCACCUGCUGAACGUAACUUUAUUUUUUUUGUCUCAUUAACGUUGAUGCAGCGUUCUGGUCGUACCAAGUGAAAGCGUAGCGCCUGUAUUCCUGUCAGCGAGGCUCUCUGCAGCUCAUUGGUUGAUAUUUACGGUCCUCUUCUGUCAUUGGCUGACAUUUCUCUGAUGCUGCUGAAAUAAAAUUAAUCGUCCCCA
Molecule: messenger RNA, 8157 nt
Organism: Pelmatolapia mariae (spotted tilapia)
Lineage: Eukaryota; Metazoa; Chordata; Actinopteri; Cichliformes; Cichlidae
Product: serine-rich coiled-coil domain-containing protein 2-like
Exons: 14
Coding region: 468-3338 (956 amino acids)
Biological process (GO): microtubule bundle formation
Cellular component (GO): microtubule cytoskeleton
Molecular function (GO): microtubule binding
Source: RefSeq, a predicted model, not a curated record